Molecule: messenger RNA, 3218 nt
Organism: Cavia porcellus (domestic guinea pig)
Lineage: Eukaryota; Metazoa; Chordata; Mammalia; Rodentia; Caviidae
Gene: Rmdn1
Product: regulator of microtubule dynamics 1
Exons: 10
Coding region: 136-1065 (309 amino acids)
Cellular component (GO): spindle microtubule; mitochondrion; cytoplasm
Molecular function (GO): microtubule binding
Source: RefSeq, a predicted model, not a curated record
GUCGUGUGACCGGAAGAAGCGCUGGUUAGGAGCUUGGAGGAGGCGGCUCUCUCUUGGAGAUUGAGUCUUGUUUUCGCUCCGCCCCGCUUCGUAGCGGCCCGGCGGCUUGUAAGGUCUGGUGUACGAGUUUAGGUCAUGGCGCUAGCCUCUAGACUAUGGCGCUUUGUUUGCUUGGGACGUGCGGCUCCGGGGCCUCGAUUCCCCGCAAGGACUCCGAGCAGCCACGGGCAGUGCGGGCUCCGGCCAUUCCGCUGCUCAGAGGUGAUACGAAAUCCAAGAACUUUCAGAAGAGGCCUUUUAUUCUCAGCAUUGUCUUACUUGGGUUUUGAAACUUACCAAGUAAUUUCUCAGGCUGCUGUAGUUCAUGCCACAACUCAAGUUGAAGAGAUCCUUGAGCAAGCAGACUACCUGUAUGAAAGUGGAGAAACAGAAAAACUUUAUCAAUUGCUAACUCAGUACAAGGAAAGUGAAGAUGCAGAGUUACUGUGGCGUUUGGCACGGGCAUCACGUGAUAGAGCUCAGCUUAGCAGAACUUCAGAAGAAGAGAAGCAGCUUCUUGUGUACGAAGCCCUUGAGUAUGCAAAAAGAGCACUGGAAAAGGAUGAGUCAAGUUUUGCUGCCCAUAAGUGGUAUGCAAUCUGCAUUAGUGAUGUUGGAGAUUAUGAAGGCAUCAAGGUUAAAAUUGCAAAUGCCUACAUUAUCAAGGAACAUUUUGAGAAAGCAAUUGAACUGAACCCUAAAGAUGCUACCUCAAUUCACCUUAUGGGUAUUUGGUGCUAUACAUUUGCUGAAAUGCCUUGGUAUCAAAGAAGAAUUGCUAAAAUGCUGUUUGCAACUCCUCCUAGUUCCACCUAUGAGGAGGCCUUGGGCUACUUUCACAGAGCAGAACAAGUGGAUCCAAACUUCUACAGCAAAAACUUGCUUCUUUUAGGAAAGACAUACCUGAAGCUAAACAACAAAAAGCUUGCUGCUUUAUGGCUAAUGAAAGCCAAGGACUAUCCAGCACACACUGAAGAAGAUAAGCAGAUACAAACAGAAGCUGCUCAGUUACUUACAGGUUUGUGACAAGAACUGAAAACUUGCAGAAAAGAAAAUAAAUGAAUACCCAGCAAACUGUUUCUUCAUUGAAUUACAUAUAAUAAUUAACCACAGUGUUCUGAGCCUUUUUCUCAGUUCUUUUAAUGCUGUAACCAUUAAAUUGAUUAAAUGUUCAAAAUUCUCAGUUUCUUCACAAAGAAGGUGGCAAGAAAAAUAACUUCAUAUCAUCCUAAGGGUGGUAUGUAUAAAAUUCCCAUGGCUCAGGCAGAAAGAUUAUUUUGCAUCUGGAACACCAAUACAAAAUGGAAUGAAGUUUCUAAGUACUGAUCAGAUCCAGAUACCCUCCAGAAGAGAGAGUAUCAAGAAACGAACGAUUUAUGGAAUUAGAAACCCAGCUUGUGAGUGUGGAUUUUCAGGCUAGAUUUGAUACAGAGUUGCAGUCUUACAGAGAAGGCACAGGGAAAGGCACUUAGGAUAUUGAGGGAUUCUUGGUAUGAAGCACAGUAGGGUGAUGCGUCUUGGAGCCAGCCUGCAGGAGGAGAGAAUUCAAAGUCAGGAGAUGGAGGUGGAGUGGUUUCUUUUUAAAUGUGGUAUAGACUCACAAGUUCACUGAACUUGUCACCAGACAGUCCAAACUGCAUUUCAUAUUGAGAUGAAAAAAUAGAAUUUCAGAGUGAAAUGGAAAUUAAGAUAAUUUAAAUAAGGUCAAUGUUACUUUCUGGUAGCGUUGUGGUUGGAGUACAACCACUGUAAAAUCUUAAGCCUUGUAAAAAGGAGCCUCUUGAAAUGCCACUUAACUAAAUCUGAGAUUGUGUAUGUUGGUCAAUUUUCCUUCAUUUCUUUUAUUUUGUGGUGCUUGGGAUUGAAUCCAAGGGCCUUGUGCAUGGCAGCCAAGUUCUCUACCACUGUGCUCUACCCUCAGCCAUGUGGGUGCAUUUUUUCCACAAAGGAUUAAAAAACUGUCAUGUUACAGUAGUAUGUACUGUUUCUGUCAUGUAAAUCUUCAGACAUAAAAAAUGAAAACAGUUCUGUAUACCUUUUUCUCAGAUUCACCUAUGGUUAAUCUUUUGUUGUAAUUUGUGUAUCUGUAUUUUUAUUUGAAUUUAAUUGCAGAUGUAUUUCACUGUGUAUCCUCUAUCCUGAGAAUGUCUUCCAAAAAACAAAUACAUUACCACAACUAUAAAAUUACUGAUUCUUUAAUAACAUCUACUUCUCAAGCCAUAUUCAGACUCCCUCGGAUGUCCCAAAAUCUGCUUUUUGAAUCAGGACCAAUCACAGAUCAUACAUUGCAUUUGAUUUGCUGCCUACUUUUAAUCUAGAAGAGUUUGCUGUCUUUCUGUUCAGAGUGUCUUUUGGAGAGACUAGUCCAUUUCUCUUUUUCAUUUUUAUCGGUACCAGGGAUCGAACUCACGACUGCCUGCUUCCAAGGCGGGCGCUUAUGCCACUGAGCUAAAUCCCAGCCCCCUAAUGAACCACUUUUGAGAAUUAUUGUUCUGUCUUGUUUUCAGAGACCCCAGUUUUUGUAUCUCUCAUCAUUUUUACAUUUAUGAUGUUUUUGUUGUCAAUUUUCAACCUCUUUUCAUUGCUCUUUCAUAAUCCUCAUUUUGCUUUUAGUUACAUGUGUUCUGUAGAUUCUUUAUAAUUCUCAUUUCUGAGAUAUUUUUGUCUUCAGUUUUUUUUUUCGGCAGUCAUUUCACAUCUUCACGUUUAUCCAGCUGAGUUUUGGAAUUUCUAAUUUAAGGUUUUGACAAGUCUGCAAUUUACUCAUUUUAUAUUAGCAUAUUACCAUUUUACAUUAGCAUAUUACUAUUUUUAUCUUCUCAGUGCUGGAAUAUCAAACAGAGCCUCACACAUGCUAAGUAAGCACUGUACUAGAACUAUACCCCUAGCAUCUUUCCACAUUUUCAGAAUUUUAAAAUGACUUCGAACUUUUCUACGAGUGGAAUUUGUUUUGUUUCCAACAGUAUCAGGUAAUUAAAAUUAGAGGAAGGUAGGGGUUUUGAGUUAGUCUAAGAAUAAUCCUCGGCUAAGGAUGUAAUUCAGCCUUUUGUAUGUACUUAGAACAAAUUCCUAGGUUCAAUUCCAGUUGCUACAGCAUGCACAUGUACACCUAAAGUAUCUGGUAAGUUAGUUCUGUGAACUGUUACCUUUCAGCAAUAAAGCAUUUUGUAUAUGGGGAA